GCUGGUAAGUGCUUGAGUGUGGGAGGGUUUAAGGGCUCCAAAAGGGUAUAAAAGCAAUGGAACAGCCCUUUGUGACGUGCCACGUUACCUUGACGAUAGACGACAACGUUGACAACCAAAGAUGCGACUGACACUUGCCUCUCUGGGCUCUUAAUUCUGCAUUUAUUUCGCGGCCAGCGACGUUGCAGAAGAAAGGCCAACAUUGUUCCGCUCCUUUUGCACACACUUGCUCUUGAACAUAGACAACAGGUAAUUGGUAAAUAAUGAUUAGAUUGAUAAAUUAUAAAACCAGCAUUAAUGCUAGGUUAAGUGAUAUUGAAUGGUUAAAAGGUUGAAGCACUAGAUUCUGAAAGUAAUCACUGCUUUAGAGUGUUAGUUCAGGAUAAAAUGUAUUGAUUCAGAUAAAAUUUUCUUUGUUAUAAGAAUAACGCAUGCGUGUGUAUGUGUGUGUGUGUAUAUAUGUAUGUAUACACACACACACACACACACACACACACACACACACAUAUAUAUAUAUAUAUAUAUAUAUAUAUAUACAGUACAGGCCAAAAGUUUGGACACACCUUCUCAUUCAAUGUCUUUUCUUUUUUUUUUAUAUGACUAUUUACAUUGUAGAUCAUUACUGAAGGCAUUAAAACUAUAAAUGAACACAUGUAGAAUUUUGUACUAAUAAAAAAAGUGUGAAAUAACCGAAAACAUGUUUUAUAUUCCAGUUUCUUUAAAAUAGCCACCCUUUGCUCUUGAUGACAGUAGUUCCUUGUCAGGGUUACUUCAGGCACUCCUGUGAAGUAAAAACCAUUUCAGGUGACUACCUCAUGAAGCUCAUUGAGAGAACAGCUUAAGUUUGCAGCGCCAUCAAAAAAGUAAAGGGUGGCUACUUUGAGAAAUCUAAAAUAUAAAACAUGUUUUCAGUUAUUUCACACUUUUUUCUUAAGCACAUGAUUCCACAUGUGUUCAUUCAUAGUUUUGAGAAUCUACAAUUUAAAUAGUAAUGAAAACAAAGAAAAUGCAUUGAAUGAAAAGGUGUGUCCAAACUUUUGGCCUGUACUAUAUAUAUAUAUAUAUAUAUAUAUAUAUAUAUAUAUAUAUAUAUAUAUAUAUAUAUAUAUCCAUGUUAAUGUAGUGCAUUCUUGUUCAUCUUGGCAUUCCGGCGCCCACCAUACACGAUGCGGAACAUCCAUGUUAGAGUAUUAAGGGUGCACCUAGAUCCUAAAUGAACUGCUUCUUCUUGAGCUUCUUCGCCAUGAUCUCCGUCAUUUUUGGUGUCUGUCGCGGACGUUGAGACGCUUGUGGCCUCGUUCUUUUUUAAAUCCUGUGCUGCGUCCGAACUGCCCGCUCGGAUACUACAUGCUACUGCUACGUGCUACUGCUAGAUCCUACUCCUACAUACUAAAAACGUUGGCCCAAUUCGGACACACUAGACGAGCGGUGGGGAAAGACGACCCCCGCAGGCAGAGAGUAGGUACUGCGCCCGUGCAGACAGUGGUAACUGAAGCCCCUCAUCUGCGGUCCUGGCUGUAGUACUGCAGCUGUGCAGUUUAAUGAUGGAAUAAGUGAGCUUUACCUCCAUGAUGUCGCCACUUGCUCAUAAAAUGAUUUCUUGGGCAAAUAUGACACCAUGACAUGACAAAGAGAUACAACCGCACAUUUUUUAGGACAGUGUGUGAAGUUACAUGAAACUUACAUCUGUACUGCUGCGGUCCCGUCUGCUGCUGCUGCUGCUGCUCCGACAUGGUGCGCGCUGCUGUGGCCAGCCGGCGUUCGCGACACUUUUAAAUAGGCAGAGCAGCUGGUGGCGCUAGCAUCACAUGCGCUUCUACAACUUUUAAGAGGACGAAGAAGAAGCCCGCGGUGCAUUUUGGGUCAGUAGCAUGCCCGUAGGAUGCACCGAGACCAACCUACAAUGUGGGCGUGUCUAGCAUCUGAAGUAGUAUCUGAAGUAGCAUGCUACUCGCUCCGGUGGCCAAUUCGGACAUGCUAGAUACUACUUCGACUACUGCUUCGACUACUACUUGGCAAUUCGGACGCAGCUCUGGCCCCGGCUGCGUCGCUGUCCUCCAGUAACGCCCACAACGCAAUGAAUUGUGGGCAAUUUCAUAGCCAAAGUCCUCAACGGUACGGACUUACGGAAAGGGUGCAGAAAGGGGCGUUCCCGAGCCCUCGCUGACUUACCGAUUUCAUUUGGAACAAUCCUCAAGCCCUUACAGAGCUCACAUGAGCGCGCACCUAAGUCAAUGAGUCAGUGAGGGGGUGGUUUGGAAUUGGGCCAAUGCAACCUGUAGUGACCAGUGUAGCUCUACUCAGGCUGUCAUGGGUCAGAGGCAAAAAUUGGCACCAGCCCACCAAACAUUGGACGUCUAAGAGACGUGCAGAUCAAGUUAGUAUUGGGUCGGUCCGUCAAAGACCACAUCUGGACGUCAGUGCAACGUGCAAAAUAGGUUAGAAAUUUCGACGUCCAAAUUGGACCUUUUUUCGACGUCGCUCUGACGUUUAGAAUUUGGACGUCAUCUGAAGACCAAAUCUAGAAUUUGACACAACGUGCAAAAUGGAUCCAAGAUUUGGACGUCAUAAUUGGACCGCUUAAGAAAAGAGUAAAAGUAUAACAAAAGCUAAAAAGAUAGUAAAGCUGAAAUAAGAUAGAGAUAUAGGCCACCCUGCUUGCACAAGACUUUUCAGUUCUGCCCAUAAAUUUUCAAUAGGAUUGAAAUCAGGGCUUUGUGAUGGCCACUUAUGCCAACACACACACACACACACACACACACACACACACACACACACACACACACACACACACACACACACACACACAAAGUAAAAUCCUAACACGUAAUGAAAAAAAAAUGGAACUCAACUUCUGAAUAAGGCUCACAUUUUAGAAAUUAACCUACGCUUCCUUUCUCUGUGAUCCAAAACAACGCUGCAAACAACACUAUAUUUCAGUCAGCUUAAAGUGUUUCAAGUUUUUUUUACCUUUCUAAACAAGUAUUUGUUGCAUAAUGCCUCAACACAGCUCUGCUCUGCAACACUAAAGGCAUAUUACUUUAUAGCAUAUACAAAAAAGGAAAAUGUUAUUUUACAGUACAGGUUCAGAUUAUGAGGUGACGUCAAUGCCAUCAACAUUGUGCGUAAUGUGCUGCAGCUCAUUUGGAUUAUGAUACCAUGUGCGAGGUGAGAUGAGGACAGUGGUAAUCACUUGUCCCAAGAGCAGUUGGGAUAUUGGGAACAGGUGGAAGAAAAAUCAAUGAUUCUUCUUUCUUUUAUUUUGUAAAUCAAGGGAAAGAUGUUAUUUUCUCCAGUGACACUGAUUUGACUUUAAAUUUCAUGAACAGUAAUUUGUAACGGGGGGAGAACAUUUACAUAAGUAUAUAAGAUUUAACUUGUCAGACAUGACUGGUGAGGCAUAACAAGGCAAGAUCAGUAAAGAAAUUAGUUUUCAGUUAAAUGAUUUGGGCUCUUCUGAUAUGAAGGUUAAGCAAACAUGUGUAAGAGUGGCUGCUAAAUAGUCAAUAGUUCCUGGAUUUAGCUGAUAAACCUGUGACAAAAUGACAGGUCAUGACAUGAUGACAUUUUCAUAAGAAGGCUAGAGCACUUUAAUGUUUACAUAACUGAAACCAAGACAUAAUACCUUUUUAAACCACAUCUGAAAUAAAGUGAAAUGUACGUGGGUUAGUUUUUUUAGUUGGAAUAUCAAAAAUGAUUGAUUUACCAUUACAUUGUAAAAAGGUGUGAAGGAAAAGGAGAGAGAUGUUUAGAUUUGGACACCAGGUUGUUUGCACCAGGAAAGCCAAGAGUCAGGUUAGGACAACUGUGAUAUUUGUCAUCAGUGUUAACAUGCACCUCUGUUUGUCAGAGCCACAUGUUCAGGGCAUUGAAACCUGAUACUAGGUUAAUGAUACAAUUUGGAGGGCAAACAGCUGACAAAAAGCCUUAAAAAGACGCCUCUGUUUGCAGUCAAGCCACAACCACCAGCCAUGAGGGUGCUUGUGCUAGCUCUUACUGUGGCCUUUGCGGGUGAGCAAGUCUUAAUUUUUUAUCAAGUGCAGAAUAGGAAAUCAGCAAAUUCAAGCAUGGACACAAUCUUACAAUUUUAUUCUUGUAUUUUAACUUUUUUUUUACGAGUACAAAAUUAAAGGAGCUGCUACUGCACUUAUUAACAGUCAAAGUUAAUAAAACCAAUACUAGCAUGGAAAUUAAUUAAUUGAUCAACAAGUACAGUAAAAGUGAAAAGGAGGACUUUGCUACAUUAAUUUUUGCAUCAUAUUUUGUAUUUGUCGUGAUGGACACCCAAUUAACUUUGUUUCCCUUCUUAUUUUUUAGCCUGCUACCAAGUCAGCUUCGGUAAGUUGUCUCCCAGAAUAAAGAAUUACUUUAAGAAUUAGAAUUAAAACAAGUUUUAAAACUGAUGUGCUGAUACAGUCUGUUUUUCAGUUUCAAAGUUUGAUUAAAAUACAAGUGCAUUCUUUUAAAAAAUGAAAACUAUUAUUAUUGCAGUACCUGAGUUUGCUCAGGGAAAGACCUACGUGUACAAGUAUGAAGCACUUCUCAUGGGCGGCCUGCCUGAGGAGGGUCUGGCUCGUGCAGGGAUUAAACUCCGUAGCAAAGUCUUCAUCAGUGUAGCAGCUCCCGACACUUUCAUGCUGAAGGUAAUGCUGUCAAACUUUAAUUACACUUGAUCUGCUGAACGUGCGCUUGAACAAACAGUCCCUCAUAGCUUAAACGCAGUUCAUUAAAGCUGACACUCUGAUUUUCAGCUGGCUGACCCUGAAAUCUUUGAGUACAGUGGUAUCUGGCCUAAAGAUGCUUUCAUCCCAGCCACAAAGCUCACUUCAGCUCUAGCUGCUCAGCUCUUGACUCCCAUCAAGUUUGAGUAUGUUAAUGGCGUUGUGGGCAAAGUGUACGCACCUGCUGGCAUCUCUGCAACCAUACUGAACAUCUACAGGGGAAUCCUCAACAUCUUCCAGCUGAACAUUAAAAAGACCCAGAAUGUGUAUGAGCUGCAAGAGGUGAGUUUUUUUUAAGUCUUUGCCAGCAAAAUCAUGCAAAGCUUAAACUUCACAACUGGUUUUACAGAUCCUGUAUUUCUAAUAUGUCAAUUAGCCUGGAGCGCAGGGUGUGUGCAAGACCCACUACGUCAUCAGUGAGGAUUCAAAGGCUGACCGCAUCAUGCUGACCAAGACCAAGGAUCUGAGUCAAUGCCAGGAGAGAAUCAUGAAGGACAUUGGCAUGGCUUACACAGAAAAAUGUGUUGAAUGUGAAGAAGUAAGUCAAAAUUUGCUUCAUAUUCAGUCACCAACUCAGAGCCAUCCUGGAAACCGCUGCUGUGAAUUUUAAUUUGUUGUUUCUUUUAAUGCAGAGAGGAAAGACCAUGAAGGGAACUGCAGCUUUUAACUACGUUAUGAAGCCAGAAACCACAGGUGCCCUGAUCUUGGAAGCAACCGCCACAGAGCUCAUCCAGUUCUCACCUUUCAACAUCUUGAACGGAGCUGCCCAGAUGGAGGCCAAGUAUGUAGUUUAAUCAUAAAAGUAGAGGGCAAUAAAUAUGUCGUAGAGUAAUGCAUAUUGAUGUAGAGCCUGUAUGUUUUUUUCCACAGACAAGUCCUGACUUUCGUUGAAAUUGAGAGGACCCCAGUGGAGCCCAUCAGAGCUGAAUAUCUGUACCGUGGAUCCCUGCAGUACGAGUUUGGCAGUGAGCUUCUUCAGACACCAAUCCAGCUUCUGAGGAUCAGCAACGCUGAGGCUCAGGUACUCUGGAAAAUAUUCCCUCUGAGUCACAGUCAUACCCAUGCUGUGAAUGCCUCCUGUAGCAGGAAACUUUAACAAAGAAAAUAUUUCAUCUCUUGAUAGAUUGUGGAAGUUCUCAACCACUUGGUGACCUACAAUGUGGCCAAGGUCCACGAAGACGCUCCCCUGAAGUUCAUUGAGCUCAUCCAGCUGCUGCGAGUGGCCAGAUACGAGAGUAUCGAGGCCCUCUGGAUUCAGUUCAAAGAAAGACCUGAUUUCAGGUAAGUGCAGUGCUCAAGAAAGCUGUGACAAAAAUUAUAUUCUUAAAACAUACUUAUGUAAUAUGUUGGCUUUCCAGACACUGGAUCCUGAAUGCUAUCCCUGCCAUUGGCACUCAUGUUCCUCUGAAGUUCUUCAAGGAGAAGUUUUUGGUUGGUGAACUGACAAUUGCUGAAGCUGCUCAAGUCCUUCUGUCCUCUGUGCACAUGGUGACAGCUGACCUGGAGGUCAUUAAGUUCGCUGAGGCAAGUCAAUGUUAUGAUAUUUCUGUAGCAACUAUGUUGAUGUUAAAAUAGGGAUGGAUGAUCAAUUCCUUCCCUGUCACCACUCUAGGGACUGGCUAUGGAGCACAAGAUCCUGGAGAACCCAGUUCUGCGUGAGAUUGCCAUGCUAGGCUAUGGUACCCUGGUUGCUAAAUACUGUGCAGAGUACCCAACCUGCCCCGCUGAACUUGUGAGGGUAUGUAUCAUUCUUUAAAACAUCUGUUAUAUGUCUUAAACUCAGUCAUUAAAUCAGGAAAAUGAGAUUUUUAUGUUCCUCCCACAGCCCAUCCAUGAACUUCUUGUCCAAGCCAUUGCAAGAGGUGAAAUCGAGGAGAUUGUUCUUGCUCUCAAAGUUCUGGGUAACGCUGGACAUCCUGCCAGUCUUAAACCAAUCAUGAAACUCCUGCCUGGCUUUGGCAGUGCUGCUGCUAGCGUGCCACACAGGAUUCACAUCGAUGCUGCUCUGGCCCUGAGGAACAUUGCAAAGAAGGAGCCCAAGAUGGUAAGACCACAUGGUUGAAUCCCCUUUUUUACAUUUAGUGCAUACACUUCGAGGAGUCCGUACAGUCACAGCUUUAUGUUUGAUAUUCAUCUCUGUAAAACAGAUCCAGGAAAUGGCUCUCCAGCUGUUCAUGGACAAGGCUGUCCAUGCAGAGCUCCGUAUGGUUGCUGCUAUCGUUCUGUUUGAGACUAAGCUGCCCAUGGGUCUCUUGACCACUCUGGCUGACACCCUCCUGAAGGAAACAAAUCUGCAGGUGGCAAGCUUUGUUUACUCUUACAUCAAAGCCAUGACAAGGAGCACCGCCCCUGACUUCGCCUCUGUGUAAGAACAUAGAUGGUGUUUUCUUUUGCAGUCAUUUAUUACUGUGACAUACCAGCAUAUCAAUCUCAUCACAACGUCCUCCUUUCAGUGCUGCAUCCUGUAAUGUCGCCGUGAAGAUCCUGAGCCCCAAAUUUGACAGACUGUGCUUCCACUAUAGCAAAUCUCUGUAUUUGGAUGCCUACCACAGUAAGAGCAUAAAAAUAUAUUAAUUUAAUCAAAGAGUUUCAGUCAAAGUAUCACAUUUGACUUUUGUUUUUUAAUGUUCCCUGCAGACCCCUGGAUGAUGGGUGCAGCUGCAAGUGCCUUCUACAUCAACGAAGCAGCAACUCUUUUGCCAAAAGCCGUUCUGGCCAAGGCUCGCACCUACUUCGCAGGAGCUUAUGCUGAUGUGUUUGAGGUAUGACAAUCAUAUCUUUGAUGAGAUAUUAGACAUGGUGGAGUUAAGAAAACGCAUGUAAUGGAAUUUUCUUUUGUUUUAGCUUGGUGUGAGAACUGAGGGAGUCCAGGAGGCCCUUCUGAAAUACCGUGAGCAGCCUGAAAAUGCUGAAAGGAUCACCAAGAUGAAACAAAUCAUGAAGGCUGUAGGUUCAAAGGAUUAUGAAUUACCUUCAAAUACUUGAUGUACAUGUACUUCACUUUUCAUAGACACUUAGUUAUUUAAGUCACCUCUUUUUCUCUUGUACAGAUCUCUGAAUGGAGGGCUAAUCCUACUAGACAGCCUCUGGCCUCUAUGUAUGUGAAAUUCUUCGGACAGGAAAUUGCUUUUGCCAACAUUGACAAAGCCAUUGUUGAUCAGAUCAUUGAGGUAAUCAGCCAUCACUGCAUUGUAUGUCAAACUUUCGAUGUAACACCCAAAAUUCUGAAUUAUUUUGCCGUUCUUGGUUGGCAGCUUGCCAGUGGACCUGCCAUUCAGACAUAUGGAAGAAAGGUUCUGGAUGGUCUGCUGUCUGGAUUCACAUUCCACUAUGCCAAACCCAUGCUGGUUGCUGAGAUUCGCCGCAUCAUUCCCACCACUCUUGGUCUGCCAAUGGAGCUUAGUUUCUACACUGCCGCUGUGGCUGCUGCCGCUGUUGAAUGUAAGGGUCACUACCACGGCCUUGCUGUUGCAGAUACUUUUCGACUUUUUACAAUGAUGCUUAAAAAAAACAACCUUUUUUCUUAGUCCGAGCAGAGGUGACACCACCCCUGCCUGAGAACUUCCACCCCGCCCAGCUUCUGAAGUCUGAUAUCAGCAUGAGGACAGCCAUCGCUCCAAGGUAAUCCUGCUUUUGCUCCUUCUCAGCAACUUUAAAAUAAAUUUUUUUUAAAAGUGUUUUUGGGUGAUUACCUUUAGAAAUUAUGUUUUGUGCUCCUUUCAGUGUUUCAAUGCAUACCUACGCAGUCAUGGGGGUCAACACUGCCUUUAUCCAGGCAGCUCUGCUCUCAAGAGCCAGAGUCCACACAAUCGUUCCUGCCAAAAUAGAGGCAAGAAUCGACAUGAUUAAGGGCAACUUCAAGCUUCAGUUCCUUCCUGUUCAGGGCAUCGAUAAGAUUGCAUCUGCAAUGUACGUGCUUGUCCUUAUCAGUCAUAUGCAUGACCAUGUUUAAGAUUUUGUGGCUUUAACUACUAUUUCUCAUAUCCAACAGUGUUGAAACUUUUGCUGUUGCAAGAAAUGUUGAAGACCUUGCAGCUGCCAAAUUCACUCCCAUGAUUCCAGCUGAGCUGUCACGAGAGACAGUCUCCUCAAGGAUUUCCAGGUUGGCAUCUUCCAUGGCUGGUAGCAUGGUGGGUGGUUCCCUGACAAGCUUUGCCAACAUAAACAUAUUCACCUUACACAAAUUAUUGUGGUAACCUUUGUUGUGGUUUUACAGUCAUUAUCAUCUGAAAUCAUCCACACUGACCUGCCAAGGAAAACUGCAAGCAAACUGAAACUCCCAAGAGCCUUUGAAAAGAAAAUGUGUGCCGGAUUUGAAACCUUUGGAAUCAAAGCAUGCACAGAGAUUGAAUCCCGCAAUGCCGCCUUCAUCAAAGACUGCCUGCUCUAUGCCACACUUGGAAAACAUGUUGUCUUCGUUGAGGUUGCUCCAGGCAAGUGUCAUAGAUAAUCUAUACUGAAAAAGUGCAAAGUCAAUACAUCAAAUAUGCUGUCCCACCCAACUUGUCUUGAAACAUAUUGCUGCUCUUCUAUUGCUGAAAUGAAACACUUUUAAGGCUCGAGCAUUUGAUUUGUUGUCUUUCCAUUUUUGGAUUCAGUAAAGGGUUUAGAGAUUUGCAAACCAUCGAAAGCCCAUUUUGAAACGUCUACAUGGCUUCCCAACUUUUUUGGAAUUGGAAUUAUAUCAUGUUUGUCUUUAUUUGUUUGGUUGCAGCUGCUGGACCAGUGGUUGAGAAAAUUGAAAUUGAGAUUCAGGUUGGGGACAAAGCUGCAGAAAAGAUAAUCAAAGUGAUCAAUUUGAGUGAAGAAGAAGAGAUUCUGGAGGACAAAAAUGUCUUGAUGAAACUCAAGAAAAUCCUGGUUCCUGGUCUGAAGAAUGCCACAUCCUCUUCCUCCAGAUCCAGCAGCUCAAGAUCAAGCAGCUCUCGCUCCAGCAGGUCCUCUUCAAGCGUCUCCUCAUCAGUUUCAUCCAGGUCCUCUUCUAGCUCCUCUCGCUCCAGGAGCAAAAUGAUUGACCUUGUUGCUCCCAUCAGCAAGAAAGCAAAAAGCAUUAGAAGCAGAUCCAGCAGCUCCUCCAGCAGGUCCUCUAAACUUUCAAGCAGCUCCUCCAGAGUCAGCUCCAGCAGUUCUUCCAGGUCCUCAAGAUCCAGCUCCAGCUCCUCAAGAUCAAGUGCCCUGUCCAAGGUGAGACAACUUUGUAUUUGAACUCAUAUAAAAAAAUAGACCUGAGGAGAAUGUGAGGGAAAUAAAGCAUUUAUUUUUCUGUUGCAGCUUGAACAGUUUAAGUUUACAAAGAACCACAUCCACCAGGUAACUUGAAAAACAUUUACGUGAAACAUCAUCCACUCUGUCUGAACAACCUGGAUUAACUGUGUCUUUGGUUGUAGCAUGCCAUCUCUACUGACCGUGUCAACAGCAGGAGCAGUGCCUACAGCUUCGAAAACAUUUACAAUAAGGUAACCCCAGCAAGUCAUUUACAUUUCCCUGAAUCCAGAAAAAAUGAUCAAGUUCCAUUUCGUAACACCAGUCUUCAAACUAACUUUUCCAUUUUAGGCCAAGUACCUCGCUAGUGAACUCACUCCCGCUGUGACCAUUCUUGUGCGUGCUGUGAGAGCCGACCACAAGGCUCAGGGAUACCAGAUUGCUGCUUACUUUGACAAAGCUACUGCCAGGCUGCAGGUCAUUUUUGCCAACUUGGCUGAGAAUGACAAGUGGAGAAUCUGUGCUGACGGUGUGAUGCUGAGCUACCACAAGCUCAUGGUACAAACUCUAAAUUUGUUACAUGGGUUUGAAUUAGUUGUAAAAAAAUGUGUGACAUUUUAACUCUAGUUUAAAUUUCUUACAGGCCAAGGUUGCCUGGGGCAUUGAGUGCAAACAGUACGAGACUGAGAUCACAGCUGAGACUGGUGUUGUGGAGAAAGAGCCAGCAUUCCGCCUGAAGCUGACCUGGGAUAAACUUCCAAAGAGCAUGAAACGCUACGCACAGGAGUAAUGUCACCAACUCAUUUUCACACUUCAUCCAUUCAUGCAGUAUAUUCAUCACCCAUGUGGACUCAUAACCUUUCUUAAACAAUAACCAAACUUUCACCUCUGGCUAGGAUCUCUGAGUACAUCUCCUACAUCGCUAAGGAGACUGGACUCAACCUGGAAAAGGUCAAGAAUGUUCGCAAACAGAUCAGACUGACUGUGGCUGUCGCUUCUGAAACAAGUUUGAACAUUGUGCUGAAGACACCAAAGGUGAGAUCUCAUUGAGAUUAAAGAAAAUGACCAGAGCAUACCCUACCAAGUAGUUUGACUAUAAAGCUCUUUACUACCAUUGGGGUUUUAUAUUACAGAGGACCAUCUACAAAAUGGGUGUGGGUAUCCCUCUUGCUCUGCCAAUUAAAGACACUGCUGCUGAGCUGGUACCAUACCAGGACAACAUGGCUGAGAAGAUUUCCUACAUGAUCACCAAGGCUCAUUCAGGUGAAAUAAGAUUAAAAGAAAAGGUUUUAUAACAGGUAUUUUGCAAGGAAGUUGUCAGUCUCACUCAUCACUCUUUCUGUUGACUCCAGCCCAGUGCACCAUGGUCAACGACAAACUGGUCACAUUCAACAACAGGAAGUAUAAGAGCGAGUUUCCCCACUCUUGCUACCAGGUUUUGGCUCAGGACUGCACAUCAGAACUCAAAUUCAUAGUUCUGCUGAAGAGGGACGUAACACAGGAGCAGAACCUGAUCAAUGUGAAGAUUGCAAAUAUGUAAGUGCAGCUACUACUUUAACAAUCACUGGGGGAACAUGGAAACACAAAGCUCACUUUGAGUUUCAAUUGUUUAUUCACAGUGAUGUGGAUAUGUACCCGAGGGAUGGUGCUAUCAUGGUGAAGGUCAACGGUGUAGAAAUUCCCAUCAGCAACCUGCCAUACCAGCAUCCUGAAGGUUUUUUGGUUCAAUUAAUUCAAUUCCAGCUGCCAUGCUAAAAUUACUCAUUUGUUGAAAGUCUAAAUUUUGAUGUUUGUAUUUUUAUUAUGUAUUUUCAUUUCAGCCAAGAUCCAGAUCAGACAGAGAGGUGAGGGAAUUGCACUCCAUGCUCCAAGCCAUGGUCUUCAGGAGGUCUACUUUAAUAUGAACACAUGGAAGGUGACAAAAAUAUAUGACUUUGCCUUUUUUUUUAAUUUUCAUGGAUUUUGCAGAUAGCUUACCUGUUGGGCUAAUUUUCAGAUUAAAGUUGUGGACUGGAUGAGAGGACAGACUUGUGGACUCUGUGGAAAGGCUGAUGGUGAACUCAAACAGGAGUACAGCACUCCCAACGGACGUGUGGCAAAGGAUGCCGUCAGCUAUGCUCAUUCCUGGCUUUUGCCUGGAAAGAGCUGCAGGGAAGAUUAUGGUAACUUCAACAUCAGCUUGUUCAUUCAGUCACUGUGUUUUUUAACAAUACAGCCCCCACAAAGAAGUAUUUAAUCAGAAUUUAAAGGAAAACAACAGCCUGUAGACACUGGAUUUUAAUUUGGUGUCAGUUAAAAGCCUAUGUAAGUAAUUUAUCAGCACUCACCUUAUUUUUUUACCCAUUUGCAGGCUGUUUCAUGAAGCUUGAAUCUGUGAAGCUGGAGAAACAGGUCAACCUCCAUGGCGAGGAGUCCAAAUGCUACUCAGUUGAGCCUGUGAUGCGUUGUCUCCAAGGCUGCAUCCCCAUCAGGACCACCCCUGUCACUGUCGGCUACCACUGCGUGCCUAUUGGUAUGUGUGUGGAAAAAACAAAAAGCUGAAUUAUUUUUCAACUGUUUUGUGUUUUUUUAUACACUGCUUGACUGCUCCAUGCUCUCUCUUUCUGCAGAUACAAAUCUUAGCCGAUCUGAGGGUAUGAGUAACAUCUAUGAGAAGAGCAUCGACCUGCGGGAAACAACAGAGGCCCACCUAGCCUGUCGCUGCACUGCUCAGUGUGCUUAA
Xyrichtys novacula (pearly razorfish) is the source of this 12645-nucleotide messenger RNA. The record is from the annotation of a GenBank genome assembly. NCBI's taxonomy places the organism in Eukaryota, Metazoa, Chordata, Actinopteri, Labriformes, Labridae.